This is a messenger RNA of Thalassophryne amazonica, 2808 nucleotides long. It is a transcript of the gene cttnbp2nlb, whose product is annotated as CTTNBP2 N-terminal like b. The transcript has 5 exons. The record is from RefSeq and is a predicted model, not a curated record. NCBI's taxonomy places the organism in Eukaryota, Metazoa, Chordata, Actinopteri, Batrachoidiformes, Batrachoididae. The coding region runs from base 117 to 1886 and encodes 589 amino acids.
GAAGAAUUGUUGUUCGCAGUGUUGCCUCGCCUGUGACAGUGGACUGUUGUGAUUCAUGCCGCUGUGGAUCGGAAAUUUUGGUUCCGCAGAAAUUUAAUGCGGCUACAACUGAGCGCAUGAAGGAGGAGACUAUGAAUGUGGAGGCUCUGAGCAGAGCAGAGUUGCUGACUCUUCUCAGUAUCUUAGAGGGAGAACUAGAGGCCCAGGAUGUGGUCAUCCAUGCACUCAGGGCUCAGCACAGGGAUGCUUUUGUCCAGGAGCGAUACGGCCAGUAUGACCUCAGUGAUCCUUUUCUGGCCCUGCAGCGGGAUAGUGAAGCUGCAGAGCCCGAACACUCAAAAACUCAGCAUCACACACAGGUGCAGGGUCGAGCGGUGGGUCCAAACCCCCUGGCUGUGCUUAAGCUGGUCAUGGCUCACUGCAAGAGGAUGCAGGAGAGGAUGAUGGGACAGCUGGCAGCCACUGAGAGCAGACACAGGAAGAUUCUAACAGAUCUGGAGGAGGAGAAGCACCGCCGUGCCCUGGACUCGGCAAGAGCUGAUGAUGUCACAUUCAUGCUGCAGACAGAAAGAGACAGUCUGCUGCAACAGUUGGAAAUGGAGCGCUCCACAGCCCAGCGGUUACAGAAGGAGCAGGUUCAGGCGGUGAGUCAGGUGGAGUCGUCGCUGUAUCAUCAGCAGCAGCUCUCCUCAUCUCUGACAGUGGAGCUCCAGAAAGCCACCACUCAAGCUCUGGAGGAGGCCCAGAAUGUUGCCCAUCUCCGCGCUCGGCUCCACGAGGAGACCAGUGCACUGGAGAAGCUCCAGGAGGUUUUGGAGGAGGAAAAGCGCAGGGCAACCCAACUUGAGGCCAGGUCUGAGAGGCAGCUGGCAGAGUUUGACACAGAAAGGGAGCAGAUGAAAGUCAGGAUCAGUAAAGAGGAGGAGAGGAGUAAGGAGCUGGAGAGACAAGUGGAAGAGCUGCGGAACAGGUUGGCUGCAAGUGAAGCAUCCAAAGAAGUAAAGGAGCCUGUGACAGAGGUGAAGGAGUCAGCAUCUAAGAUGGUGGCAGUGUCCACGUCUGUUCAGACUGAGCCUGAUGGGAAGAUAACCAUCAUUCCCAAAACCACAUCACUGUCAAAGGUCAAUGGUUACAAUAGUGUCAAAGAGACAGAGUCAUUGCAAGAAAUGAGAGUAACAGAAAAUGGAGGCAUUGUAGAGAAUGGGGGAGGAGCAACAUUACAUUCCCCCCUCCAUCCUAAUCCUCACUCUCCCUCCAGCACAGCCUCCUCCUCCCUCUCCUCUUCCCCAGUUUCCUCCCCUGUCCUGGCCAAGCGUCUGAGCAGCCCAGGGUUCCACCCGUCCUCCUACCAAGCUGGAGUCAACCAGCGAUUCCAUGCAGCCAGACACAAGUUCCAGACGCAGGCUGAGCUGGAGCAGCAGCACCAUGGUGGCUCAAGUCCACUGUCCCCAAAGGACCUCUCCCCCACGACAGGCUCGACCCCUCACCUGCCAGAGAACAGCACAGCUAAACAGCUGGCUCGCAACACUGUCACUCAGGUGCUGUCUCGGUUCACUAGCCAGCAGGCUGGUGUCAAGUUGGCCGCAAUUAGCAGCUCUCCAUUUGGCACAGACUACCGCAAUCUAGCUGCAUCACCUCCAGGAGGGAGGUCUCCAUCUUCAGGACCACUAUCUCCUGGUAUCCGUUCUGCCCUCACAUCUCGCUCAGAGAAGAUAAAUGCUCCUCCAGUUUUCCCCAAGAAACCAGGGAUGAGUCCAACUCCAGGCUCCCCAAGUCACAUUGCUCAGACCAGCGUUUUCCCAGAGCUGACGGGCAACUGCGGCCAGAGCAACAGUGGGCAGGAUGGGGCUAAAGAACCAGACCUGGUAUUAUCCUCAAGCAGCUAACAGCCAGUUUUACAAACUGUUAAAUGAGUCAGCUCUAAAUCAACUGCUAUUUAUCUUUAAGCACAAAUUACAAUGUGGAAUCUGGCUGAACGUUUUAAAGCUGCAUUGGAUCAAACGGAUGCAUUGAGUUUGAGCCACUACCUCUUUUCUACAACCUGAGGAGUGAUCAGAAAAACCUAUUGAAGUUAAAUAUUCUAUAUUAUGGGAUUCUUAAAUAUUAGUUACCUUUCCUGUCUCUUUUGUUUACACAAACCUUUUAAAGCUGUCAUUACCCAUGUCUAUCUUAUAACACUGGUGAAUUCAUAGUUUUCCUCUGAACUGCUAAUCCUGUCAGAUGCAAGCCAUAAACUAAUGUGUAUAAAAUAGAAGGGGAAGAAAGAAAGAAAAAAUUGGAAGUAGAGAAUAGCCAGUGUACUGUAGAUGUAGAAUCAUUAUUUCACAACACGAGUAUCAUUUUAAAAUGUUUUUUGCAAUGGAUUACACAGUUGCUAUGGAUAUGAUCCAUGAAAGUAUAUAGUAUAGAACUGAUAUGUAGAAGAAAAAAAAAAUCUCUUUUAAGUCAGUGAAUUAAUAUUUCAUGUAAUUUUUCUUUUAAUAUAUAUUUGUAACAACACUGUAUCCUGUGUUAAAAAGGGAGAGCACACUUUGCACUACAUUACUGGAAGAUGUUUCUGUAACUUCAGGUUUUUUCCCUGUCGGGGCCAUUAAAUUUUAAACACCACUCGGCUGAAGAGGCACCCUGUUUACAUGGCAACUGUUUUUGAGAGAUUUGCAUCCAUGAACACAACAGGGACCAAAUGUUUGAACUGUACUACUGUAUUGGCCGUUUCUACACAAUAGACAAUAUUUCAUGUAAAUGUGUCUUGCUCUAACAUUGUCAUAGUACCUCCCAACAGCUAUUACUCCACAUUUAAAACAAAGA